Messenger RNA from Exophiala xenobiotica, 1930 nucleotides. RefSeq lists its product as uncharacterized. Gene Ontology annotation, molecular function: protein binding. The record is from RefSeq and is a predicted model, not a curated record. NCBI's taxonomy places the organism in Eukaryota, Fungi, Ascomycota, Eurotiomycetes, Chaetothyriales, Herpotrichiellaceae. Bases 87 to 1925 code for a protein of 612 amino acids. The transcript has a single exon.
CGGCGACACACUGUCACCCUGACUUCCUUAAGACUCGCUCUGGCAAAACAAUAAGAUCAAGUCCUUAUGAGACCUACAACUGUCAAAUGUUUGAAGACCUGCCUGUUGAGGUAAUCCAGCAGAUUGUCCGCCACUUGUCCACCGCGUCUUCCAUCAUCAAUCUAUCACUCACCAACCACAAGGUCCAUGCUAUCAUUUCUGCCGAUGACUAUGCUUGCUUUCGAACAUUCGUCCAACGGGCCUUUCCCUCAAUCAAGACACCACCAUUAUGGCGAGAUGCCGCUCGUGCCUUGACAUCUCACUCCCGUGCAUGGGACCGUCGGGCAUUCAUCGCCAGGGAAUGCUGCCCGCCCCCCGAGAAUGAGAGCACAAAUGUGCCCAACCCAGUCACUACGGUGGGCUAUCACCCGGUCAUAGACAGCUACGAGACAUGGCCUGGAUCAACUUGGUCAAGCCGCAAAGAGGUUCUGGCGUGGGGGGCUGCAGGAAGGCUGAGAUUGCGCACUAUCCAAGAUGGUGUGGCGUCAUGGAGCUCUUUCAGAAUACCAGACGACCACAGGCAGGACCUUGACAUCCUAGACAUUAAACUGUUGCGUCCGCAUCAGCACGAGAACAGAGAUGGUGAGACGAUCAUACUCCGAAGAGCAAAUGGAGAAGUUGUCAAGCUUGAGUCAUCAAAACAAGACGUCUUCACCCAGAGAUCGAGAUACACCGUGAGAAAUGGUGGCUCCAAAAGGAUAGACAUCAACAACAUGAUGCAACCUAUCCUUGCCACCUGUGACAGUCAUCAUAUCGCCCUAUACCACGUCCACAGCGCAGAUCGCAACGUCCGACCCACGGAUAUCGCUCCCCUACAAGAGAAAAACAGCAUACGGAAGCGCACCAGAUGUGCCAAAUUCUUAUCAGACACCACAUUAGCCAUCGGCGUUCAAUUCCUCCAAGGACGCGACCGAGCACCGAUCCAUAUAUACGACAUCAGUCCAAGUGGACUUUCAAAGACUCCAUUAGCAGAAAUCUUUUCAUUUUCCGAAGGGAAUUAUCCAGUCCGUGGAAGGCAUAGCGCUAAUACUAUUGUACCUCUAGACGACGUGGGAACUACAUCCCGUCGACCUGGGCAAGUAUUCUUGUCAGGCUGGUCAGACGGGAUUGCCAGGCUCCAUGACGCUCGUGUGCCCGAGAGGCCUGUCGCAGAGUAUCUUGACCCUGUUGACGACGGACAGAUUCUGUCCUUGUUGCCGAUUGGUCACGAACGCUUCCUCGCUGGCAGCCAUCAAAACGGGUGUCUCAAGACAUUCGACCUGCGCAUGCCCGGAGCACGAGCCUAUUCAUACCUAGACGCUAGACCACCGAGGGCACGACCAGGCCAUCGGAGCCACAAAAUCUCAGACGUGUCCAAAUCUAACUCCUCCAACACACAGCGAGACAUCAACAUAUUUCUCACGCCAACCAUCAACUAUGGAGAGCGUCUCUGGCAGCCUCUUGCACGCCGCUCGGCACGUCGCGCCAACCGUUACCGCGGAUCCGUCUAUUCACUCUCCAGCCCUUCACCAAGCUCCCCGACUGUAUACGCCGGCAUCGAGAACCAUGUGCUUCAGCUUGACUUUGUCUCUACAGAUGACUUCAGGAGUGGUAUUCCCGGUCUGGUGGAUCCAUCUCUUGGCUUGUAUGACAAGUCGAACCAUGUCCUCAACUUCUCUUGCUACGAGCGGCCUAGGCAAGGACAUGAGAGCACAGAUCCUGUUCUCUUAAGGAAGCAGCUGGGCCUGACAGGUGGAAGACGAGAUAGUCAUCACGAUCGAAAGAAUAGCAGCGGACCCUCUGGAGAACUAGAGCCCGGCUGGGACGAGCGGUGGCGGCUGGAAACAUACGAUAGAACCCGGGGGCGAAAUCUAGAUUGGGGCGCUCCCAGGGAAGUAGUAGGAUAGAUGAG